Vollenhovia emeryi is the source of this 6200-nucleotide messenger RNA. It is a transcript of the gene l(2)gl, whose product is annotated as lethal(2) giant larvae protein homolog 1. Gene Ontology annotation, molecular function: GTPase activator activity; syntaxin binding; myosin II binding. Gene Ontology annotation, biological process: establishment of spindle orientation; regulation of establishment or maintenance of cell polarity; regulation of Notch signaling pathway. Gene Ontology annotation, cellular component: cytoplasm; plasma membrane; cortical actin cytoskeleton. The record is from RefSeq and is a predicted model, not a curated record. The coding region runs from base 775 to 4332 and encodes 1185 amino acids. NCBI's taxonomy places the organism in Eukaryota, Metazoa, Arthropoda, Insecta, Hymenoptera, Formicidae. The transcript is spliced from 16 exons.
AGAGUCGGAGAGUCCGGUGGGAAAGUCGACGCCGACACGACGGCGCGAGUGAGACGCGACUGCGAGCGACGUGGAGUGACCGCGCGCGCGCGCGCACGCACACACGCACGUACACCUCUGUGGUGUCCCCCUCCCCCUCGUGCGUUUCGGAUGGUUGUGCGUUCCCCGUUGCGCGUACCCGCGGCACGUUUUCGCCGGGACCCGGGCGCCGCCCCGUCGCAUCCGGACCACGUCGUGAUCGAGAGCGAGCGUCGGCCGGCGCGUAUUGGCGAGGCGGCCCUGAUACACGCCGCCAGUCUCGGCUGACACAUCGCCGCCGAUCCCUCGAGCGCGACGAGGCCCGCCGUCGGGUAUCGCAAGCGCCGCGCGCCGCGCGGCAAAAGGAAGGAGAGAGAGAGAGUGAGGCGUGCGAGCGGGGCGAGGAGACCGCCGGACGCGGGUGGAUAAUACCGAAAGAGACAAGGGACACUGACGUGCGCGGGCGCGCGCGCGCAUCCACCGUGAACGCAGCCGUGGUUCGGGCGGUAAAUAACGCGGCGUCGUGACCGCGCGCGGACGCGAUCCAUUCAAGAAUGCGUUAAUUACGCGCCGGUUAGCGUGCGUGUCGGUACCUGCGUGUGACGUGCGACGAGCGAUUACCCUCGCGUGGUGCCCGCGCGGCGGAGAGAAAGAAAGGACGCGAAACGGAGUGAGAAAGAGGGAGGGAGAACAACAGACAGACAGAGAGAGAGAGAGAGAGAGGACAACACAGAGCUGCGCUAACGGCGAGACGAGAUGCUCAAGUUCAUCAGGGGGAAGGGCCAGCAGCCCACGGCCGAGCGGCAGAAGCUGCAGAAGGACCUCUUUGCUUUUCGAAAGACGGUGCAGCAUGGUUUCCCGAACAAGCCAACCGCUCUCGCCUGGGAUCCGAGUCUGCGGCUGAUGAUCAUCGGCACGGCAUCCGGCGCCAUCAAGGUUUUUGGGAGACCAGGCGUAGAGUUUUAUGGACAACAUUCCGUCGAGAGCGGUGAGAAUGCCGUCACAAAGAUCGUCGCGCUGCCCAAUGAGGGUCGCGUGGUGUCCUUGUGCGACGACAAUUCGUUACAUCUAUGGGAGAUUAACGAAAGUUCCGUGGUGGAAACGAAGACGUUGUCGUUAGAAGGGAAAUUAAAGAAGAUCUCUGCGAUGUGUCUCGAAUCUAGCGGGGAACAUCUCUUGUUAGGAACGGAAGGAGGCAACAUCUACUUGCUAAACUUGAAGACUUUCGUCACCCCGGAGAAUAUCAUCUAUCAAGACGUCGUGAUGCAGAACGUCCCGGAAGACUACAAGAAAAAUCCAGGGGCGGUCGAAGCCAUAGCCGAGCAGCCAGGGCAUCCAGACAACAUCCUGAUCGGCUAUAACCGAGGUUUGAUGGUACUGUGGAACAAAGCCACUCCAGGAGCUCAGCAGCUGAUGGGUUUGUUUUCGCGUGCGCAGACAUUCGUCUCCACGCAACAGCUGGAAUCGGUUCACUGGAUCUCCGAGAACCGCUUCGUCUCGUCGCACAACGACGGUUCCUACGCGUUCUGGAGCCCGGGUAGCGACGCCGUGCCGGAUCCCACGACACUUUACGGGCCGUUCCCGUGCAAGGCCGUCACCAAGAUCUUCGUAUAUCCUACUGCGGAACACGGCGAGCUCGUGCUAUUCUCUGGUGGUAUGCAACGCGCCAGUUAUGGAGACCGACAUACGAUCACUGUCAUGGCCAAGGAGAAGCAUUUAGUUUUCGAUUUCACGUCUAAGAUCAUCGACUUUUUCACCGUCUUCCCUAAGGAAGAGGAAGGCAACAAUGAGAGCCCUGCCGGUCCGGAAGCGCUUAUAGUGUUGGCCGAGGAAGAAUUGGUGGCCAUCGAUUUGACCAAUCCCGAGUGGAAGAUGAUGGCUCUGCCCUACCUGGUGUCUCUCCAUGCGAGCUCGGUGACUUGUUCCCAACACGUGCCUAAUGUACCCGAGGAACUCUGGGAAGCGAUCAUGGCGGCCGGUAAAGCACAGACCGAGCAUCUUUAUUCGGACAAACCGUGGCCCAUCGACGGUGGCAAUAUCCUCUGCCAGAAGCCGGCGAAUCCUGACAAGCCUAGAAACAGAGAACUGCUGCUUACCGGACACGAGGACGGUACCGUCAGGUUCUGGAACGCGUCCGACGUCGCUCUGACCCCUCUGUACAAGUACAACUCGUCGAUUCUGUUCACCGGCGAGCACUUAGACGUUCUCGAACAGCCUCCGGAGGAUGACGAGGAUGAAUGGCCACCGUUUAAAAAGGUGGGAAUCUUCGAUCCAUAUUCCGACGAUCCGCGACUCGCUGUGAAGAAGGUCCUCCUCUGCCCGCUGUCUUCGACGUUGGUGAUCGCCGGUACAGCCGGGCAUAUUAUCACCGCUAUCAUAUCCUCGGAACCGACCAACAAGGAGAUAAAGGUCGUAACAAUGAACAUCGUCAACGAUCGCGACGGAUUCGUGUGGAAGGGUCACGAGCAUCUGUCGCCGAGAACGACGAGUAUAUCGUUCGCUGUCGGAUUUCAACCGCAGGGCCUCUUACAAUUGUACCCACCGGCCGCCGUCACGGCGUUAGCGUUGCACAGCGAAUGGGGAUUACUCGCAGCCGGCACAGCGCACGGACUCGCACUCUUUGAUUACACCAGAUCGAAAGCCGUCAGUGUCAAAUGCACGCUUAAUCCAAAUGAUCUUUCUGGUGCAGGUGACACUCCUAUUUCUCGACGAAAGUCUUUCAAAAAAUCCCUUAGAGAAUCUUUCAGAAGAUUGAGAAAAGGACGUUCGCAACGUCGAGCAAACGCCAACAGUCCUACGCGAAAUAACCCGCCGGAGAAAAAGAAAGAGAGCGUUGCCUCUUCGCCGAGUGGCGAUCCAUCACCGACGGAAGUAAAACCGGUAGAAAGACAAGUGGAAGCGAGACCUGUUGACGACGCUCUAGGCUCUAUGGUUCGGUGCUUGUACUUCGCCAGAAGUUACAUUAUUAGCCUACAAAACACAACACCUACACUUUGGGCGGGCACCAACAACGGCACGGUUUAUGUCUUCACGUUGGCCAUACCGGCCGGCGUGAGAAGAACGGAGGAAGACGUCAACUGUACGCUGGGCAAGGAGAUACAGUUGAAGCAUCGAGCGCCCGUAAUCGCGAUUACGAUCCUCGAUGGAUCCAGCGUGCCGCUGCCGGAGCCCUACGAGGCCGAGAAGGGCGUGACGCCCGGACCCGAUAUGACUUCCACGCACAGAGUCGUGAUUGCCAGCGAGGAGCAAUUCAAAAUUUUCAAUCUUCCGUCCCUGAAGCCGUAUUGCAAGUACAAAUUGACCGCUCACGAGGGAUCCAGGGUGCGAAAAACGGGUUUUGCCAAGUUCUCCUGUCACGUCGAGCCCGCUGGAGUUCACGAGGAAACUUGCUUGCUUUGCCUAACGAAUCUUGGCGAUUGUCUAAUAUUGAGUAUACCUGAACUGAGAAGACAGUUGAAUGCCGCUGCGAUCAAGAGAGAGGACAUUAAUGGUAUUUCUUCUCUAAUAUUUACGAAAGCCGGAGAAGCGCUGUAUCUUCACUCGAGUUCGGAACUCCAACGAAUUUCCCUGUCAGCCUCGAAGAUGACAAAGGCGCAUUGUGUGCUAAAUCUACCACCGCACGCUAGAUCGUACGCAGAAAGUGCUAACGAGGUCGCGCAGGAGCAAGGCGUUGUCGAAGGUGCGCCGGAAACCGAAGGGGAGACACAGGGAAGUCAACCGUCGACAGUGACGAACAGAAUUAUUACGGAAAAUGGCAUAGUGGGUGCCACUGGAGAGGAGGAAUCUCCGAAGGAACCGUCGCUGCGACCGGCUACGAGUAGUAUAGAUGUAAACGGGGAAGAUGACCGUCAGGAUUUAAGUUCUAUCGGAGAUAUUACGAUCGACAGUGUUAAAGAUCAUUUGCUUAACAGCCCACUUUUCAGAAACUCGACGUCUUCCGAAGAGCUCCACAAUCGUUUGGCAGGACUUAAGAUGGAGGUGACCUCACGAACUUCCGAGAUAUCCACUCAAAAUCAGUCGCUGGUGGUGAAAACGACCACCGUGGUUACGCAAACCACGAAUAGCACGACUGCUAACGGCGAGGUCGAGAUGAGUCAGGCGAACGAAACGCAACACGUAAACAGCACUACGGUAGAGCGAGAGACACGCAGUGGUGUCGAGACAACAACGACACACGCCACCAUCACUCUGCCCCCGAAUGUCGAGAUUAAUGCCGCGGAUCUGGCCAAUUUGGAGGUCACUACGACAACAGUGACCACUACUACAGAAAGGUCCAAGGCGCCAUUGGCUAGGCCAGAGGAGGUCGGAUCAUAGGCCUGUUCCAUAUCGGUUUUCCAUGCUGACCGUGCAUGGAACGAAACGAUUUAUUAUUCCCUACUGUAUUCAGUGAAAUAGCUCUUGGAAUUGACUUGGGAAUCAAUGAUUUUUAACGAAAAUAGGCCUACAAAAUAUUUAUCAUGGUAUGCCGUGAUAUAAGAAAUCCUCAUUGUGCUUUUUUUUUACAGAAGAAAUUUUAACAUUUUUAUUAAUUGAUAAUUCGAGAUAAGGCAGUUUUAUGGAAGAGUAUCAUAUCAAAAUAUCCGAUUUUCGAAUGAAUUAAAAUGGUUUUCGUCACGAGGAUAUCUAUCCGUUUUGCAUGGCCGAGAUUUUUAUUUUUCCAAAAUUAAUUUAAUAUGAGUCUGGUGCAUGCUGUAUAAUCAGCAUAAUAGUAGACUUAAAAAAAAGAUAGUUUACCGAGAGAUGAAAGGGAGAAUGAUGAAACAUCACAAACCAUGAAUUAUGGCAGCCUUAAACCUACCGUUAUUUUAUAUAUUUUUAAUUAUUAAAGACACGCGCGCGACACCCGCAGUAUUCGCAGUAUUUGAAACGAUUCGAGCGUCUUGUUAUAGCUUUUCGCCAGCAAAGGUGCGAUAUAAAGAUGCUUCGAACAAUAAAAAGAAAGAAUGUAGCUACUUAAGUAGAAUUAUAUUUGACGGGCAAGCGAGGAGAUUAAGCAUAGCAAAUUCGAGGGGGGAAACAUCUGUCGAUGGCCGUGACGUCGAGAGAGAUGCGUUGAAAAGUAUAUUUUUUAUCAAUGUUGCUUAAUCGUUAAGUUUCCUCUCUCUUCGCGUUACCGAGGAGCAUAUCGCCGAAUUUUCGAGAGAAUCCUCGAAUACUCGGGAGCGCUUAACGUACUACAUAAAUACCGACAUAGUUACUUUAUUGUUGCAUUUAUCGGCAGUCUUUUUUUUUUUUAGAUGAAAUAGUCACAUGGAUAGUUUUCAGCGAUGAACUAUUGUUGCAAGAUACAUUUCUUGAUACUUUAUCAAUUUUUAGAAACAUACCACAUAUAUAUACAUAUAUGUGUAUAUUAUAGUUUCUUUUUCGCAGCAAAUUUAUAUGUUUCGUAGCUUGUCUUUUUACGGCGGGAGUACCGAUUAUAUUGAAUAUUUUAUAAUUUUGAUCUCAGUAGGAUUGUCACGAGAAUGAUGAUUCAUAUUCCGGAAACUGCAGUUUUCCUUAACCACACACAUGCGCCGAUUAUCUCUUACGAUAAAAAAAUGAAUUUAAAGUGCAGACAGACUGAAAGAGAUGUAACCCUCCUAUCGAUUCGUAUUUUUGCAUUAAUUUUCCUUUACACGGAUGACACGAUCGAUUUUUUAAUUUAAAUUGAUGAAUAUUUUAACUCUAAAUAUAUAUAUUGACGAUAACAUCGAUUAUCCUUAGCGUGAUAAGUUUUAAUCUUUGUAGAUAAGUUUUUUUAAUGUCCUCUAAAUUUAUCUUACAAUUUUAUUGGCAAAUCUAUAUUGAGCUUAUUUUAAUCUUUGAAGCGUAAUAUAUUGUCACAUCUCGCACAUGUGAGUGUAUGUGUGUGUGUGUGCGCGCGCUUGAAAAGAAAGGAGAUGUAUCUACGUGUUGAAGACAGAUUUUAAUUUUUAUCGCUAAGUAUAAAGUGCUAUUAACGGUUCUUCAGUUUAUCGAAUCGACGCCGAGCUUGCUGAGAUACUCGCACUCGUAAACAGUGUAAAUUGUUUUUUACUUUGAUAAAGUAAUGUAUAGUGUACACAGAAUGAAAUUGAAACACUGCCCCCGAAACUUUUUCCUAUCCGACACUGUUAAAUACCGAUUGUAACAAUGUCAUAUAUUGAAUGCCUAUUACGAUGAAAUAUACAAGUAAUUAUUAAUAUCUUUUCUAUUUCAAA